Molecule: messenger RNA, 3254 nt
Organism: Clupea harengus (Atlantic herring)
Lineage: Eukaryota; Metazoa; Chordata; Actinopteri; Clupeiformes; Clupeidae
Gene: wipf3
Product: WAS/WASL-interacting protein family member 3-like
Exons: 9
Coding region: 1167-2579 (470 amino acids)
Molecular function (GO): actin binding
Source: RefSeq, a predicted model, not a curated record
AGUUCAACAUGUCUCAGAAAGAAACAUAAACACUCCUCUGAAAUAUUCUUGUCAAUAGGAUAUCACACAUUGAAUUCGAUAAAAGGUUGAACAGCUGUAGAAGACAUUAUCAUAUGCGGACACAACACUCUAGGUAAGGGUGGGCAAAUAGGACAGAUAUCUAUACAUAGCACUCAGACUCAAAUGGAUAACAGAGUUACGCACUAGCAUUAACACAGGCUAGAAAACACAGGCUUACUCUAAAGUAGCAUUAAACAUUAAACACAGAAUUUCACAUUUACACAUCACACGCAGCAUUAUGGGGUGCACGACUCCCUUGCAGGCUACAAUAUCUUUAGAGGUAACAGUCUGUAAAAGCUCUAAUAAAUGCAGACAUUUUACAGUAAUUUUUCAUUUUUAUUUAACCGUCUUUGCACACCGACUUGUUUCUUCCCUCCUCUCUGACAUGAAGUGUGUGCAAUGGUGUUGUUCAAGCCCCAGGAGUCGCAGUAGACUACAGGCCUGUGUCGGUCACAGUGCAGUCGGUUACAACGUUACAACGUUUAUGUGGGAGUAUUCUUCAGGUGUCAGUGGAGCUGGUUGCGGGACUCCGACGGUACGAUUAGUGUAGACUAGUUAGACGGGUAUAUUAUCUAGUUAAAGAACGUUUCAGUCAAUAGAAGAUUAGCGGCAUUAACAAUGUCACACGGUCUGUUUUGGAGACGAAACUCGUCGUCGUAGGCUAUUAAUAACUCUGGUGUUGACACCAGUAAGUUAACUGCCUGGAGCCUUUAUCUCUGCGCCCGGUGACCAGAAGGCGCUCCCGUUGAAACACCCGUGCCUCGCCGACAAACGGAAACCCGACAUAGUCUGAAUUCGGUAUGUGAGAGGCCGAUCCAGAGGGCAGGCAGCAUCACUUCCCAGACAACACACCCCAUUGUUCCCAGCGCCCACCCUUCCACAGAGGGCCUCCGCCAAACACUGGGGGAGUAAAGGGGACGCUUCAUCCAGACAGAGGGGAGGGUUCCUGGGGCUGGUUCCUGUUGGUUUGGACAUUUCUUCCUGCCUUGGUGUGGUGGCCAUAUCAGCAGCAGAGGAGCUCUGUGGAAGACAGUGAAAGAUUGACACAGGCUGUGACAGCUGACUCCAAGAGGGCUUCACGGCAGACCAGAUUUUGGUGAGCCGACAUGCCUGUCCCACCACCUCCACCUCCUCCUCCUCCUCCUCCUCCAUCAGCUCCAGCUCCAGGUCCACCAUCCCUUCAUCAGACUAUAGCACCACCACAGACGCAGACAGGACACUCUGCACUGGGGGCAUCAGAGCGGGGAGGCCGCAAUGCUCUCCUGGCAGACAUCCAAAAGGGAAUGUGCCUGAAGAAGGUCACGCAAGUUAAUGACCGCAGCGCCCCUCAGGUUGACAAGCCAAAGGGGGCAGGCACAGCGCUGGGUGGAGGCGGCUCCAGUGGCUCAGGCGCAGCGCUGGGCGGAGGCGGCUCUGCCCCCCCACCUGGAGCAUCCUCUCUUGGAGGUCUGUUUGCUGGAGGCUUCCCUGUGCUGAGAUCUGUUGCAAAGGGUGACUCUAAAGCACCCCAGCACAACCCUGUAUCCCGGUCUGGCUCAUCCUUAAGUCUGAGGCAGCCCCUGUGGAACCCUCCAAUGAAUCCGGGGGAUUUCCGUGGCAGCGCCCCAGAUCUCUCCACUGCCCAUAGGCCUUUGGAGAGGAGAUGGUCCCGCCCCUCCCCGACUACAUCAGCCCCUCCACCCCCGUUCCCUCACACCACCCCCUCCAGACCUCCAUCAUCAGGCCCUCCCCCUCCCCCCCAUCUCUCCUCAGACAGACCAAAGAUCUACCCUCCACCUCUUCCCACCUGUCCCCCUCCACCUCCCCCACCAGCUGCUACCUACAUCACCAAACCCAACUGGUUACCCGUCCAGCACCCUAUCAUGCCCUCCACUCCCCCACCCCCACCCCCACCUCCAGCGCCCUCCCUCCCUCCCCCUGCCCUGCCUGACCAUUCCACAGGUGCCUACUACUCCUCUCGGCUUUCAUACCCCCCUUAUGAGCCGCACCAGGGAAUGGACACCUUCCCCCCUCCCCCUCCCCCCCACCCCUCCUCAUACACCCCAAGCUGUCCCUCUUAUCUGCCCCCACCCCCUCCUCCACCGCUGCCUCCUUCUAAAUUGCCUCCUUCCCACCCGACCUCCUUCAGACCUGCUGUCCCCCCCCUCCCUCCCACCUACCCCUCCACGGCUCCUAGCAGACGCCCGCCCGCUGUGCCGUGUCUUUCAGGUAUCGGGAGACUAGGUCUGCCCCCUGCUCCACCUGCGAGAUCUCCAACCACAGAGUUGUCCAGCUACUCUCUCCUGCCACCUCCCCCUCCUCCUCCUCCUCCCCCUCUUCCUCCUUCUCUCCACACAAUGACCUCCAGUCAGGGGAAUGGCUACCUGCACAGCCUGGAUGACUUUGAGUCCAAAUUCCAGUUCCACCCCUUAAAGGACUUGCCUCCACCCAAAGAGUUCUGUCCAUUUCCACGAAUGUACCCAAGCAAGAUGAAUCAAGUGUCACCAAAGCCUCCGGCGAUCAGGACUCACCUGCGGUGAAUCCCUCCCAGUGCCUGGCAUACCAGUCCGGCUGUCCUCCACCCCCUCCCCAUCACGCUGGCAUCUGGACUAACCCAAUGACCUAAUGACUCACAUCCCCCCUCACAGCACAAACCAAAGAACUACAGAGCCCAGUAGAACUACAGAACCCAGUAGGCAGAGGAGACAUGUCUAAGUGCUGUUCAAAUCAAAACAGACAAGUGACAAUUUCAUGAUUUUUGUUGAUAGCAGCUAAUCAGUGCCUUAUUGUAAGCCUGUACAUCAUACAUCAUUUUGAUUUUCUAUGGUUUUGUAAUCUGAAUUAUAGUUAUGGUCUUGAAGUGGACUUUUCUUGGACAGGGAUCUAAUUGAGAGAGCAGGAUAUGUUUCUGUUUCAUUGUCUAGUCAUGCACCUCAGCCCCUUGGAUAUCAUAACAAUCUAUAACAGUAAGCUCUGUACACUGGCUAACAAGACAAAUGCGCAUUCCAGCACCUCACUUGUGACUGAUGAGGCAAACAUAACCUAUGGCCUAUUUUGUCUUUGUAUGUACAUGUUUGUCUGUCACAUUUUGCUUGUAUGGCAGAACAUAAACUGACCUCUGUAUAUAUAGUUGUAUUUAACUUGUAUGUGUUGUAGUAUGUAUUUUUUGCUCCGCCUUCGUGAUAAUCAACCAUAAAGAUGUCUUGGAAACACUG